Molecule: messenger RNA, 2036 nt
Organism: Saimiri boliviensis boliviensis (Bolivian squirrel monkey)
Lineage: Eukaryota; Metazoa; Chordata; Mammalia; Primates; Cebidae
Gene: DPH5
Product: diphthamide biosynthesis 5
Biological process (GO): protein histidyl modification to diphthamide
Molecular function (GO): diphthine synthase activity
Source: RefSeq, a predicted model, not a curated record
GCCCGACUCUCGCCCACGUGGCUCCGCUCGGGUGAAGAGCUACUGCAGUUACCCAGGCUUAGGAAGCGGAGGAUAAAGCCAGGAGUUACCGGGCUCGUGAGCACGCCCGGUCCUUUCCCUGAGGCAAUGAAAGCGACGCACGACGGACUCUUCCCCGCUGACUGACCUUCCGCCCCCGGGUCUCCUCAGCCCGGAUAGUCCGCGAGCCCGUCCCCCUCCCGCUAGUCGUAAAGUGCAGUAAAGGCAUCAGCGUUUUGCGACACCGUAGGUGAGAUCGGCGGCGUGGGUCCUUGCUCUGCGCGGAGCCGGCGCGUUGGCGGUUGCUUCUGCGGAAAGCCGGCGGUUGGAAGUUUGGAGAGGUCAGGGAACUAGCUACGAUUCUCUCAGCGGAUACUUGGCUGCUCCUAGUCUCUCUCCUCCCGACGUUUGAAAUGCUUUAUCUCAUCGGCUUGGGCCUGGGAGAUGCCAAGGACAUCACAGUCAAGGGCCUGGAAGUUGUUCGACGCUGCAGCCGUGUGUACCUGGAAGCCUACACCUCAAUCCUGACCGUAGGGAAGGAAGCCUUGGAAGAGUUUUAUGGAAGAAAAUUGAUUCUUGCUGAUAGAGAAGAAGUGGAACAAGAAGCAGAUAAUAUUUUAAAGGAUGCUGAUAUCAGUGAUGUUGGGUUCCUUGUGGUCGGUGAUCCGUUUGGGGCUACAACACACAGCGAUCUUGUUCUAAGAGCUACAAAGCUGGGAAUUCCUUAUAGAGUUAUUCACAAUGCCUCCAUAAUGAAUGCUGUAGGAUGCUGUGGUUUACAGUUAUAUAAGUUUGGAGAGACAGUUUCUAUUGUUUUUUGGACAGACACUUGGAGACCAGAAAGCUUCUUUGACAAAGUGAAGAAGAACAGACAAAAUGGCAUGCAUACAUUAUGUUUACUAGACAUCAAAGUAAAGGAGCAGUCUUUGGAAAAUCUAAUGAAGGGAAGGAAGAUCUAUGAACCUCCGCGGUAUAUGAGCGUAAACCAAGCAGCUCAGCAGCUUAUGGAAAUUGUUCAAAAUCAGAGAAUACGAGGAGAAGAACCAGCAAUUACCGAGGAAACACUUUGUGUUGGCUUAGCCAGGGUUGGAGCUGAAGACCAGAAAAUUGCAGCAGGCACUUUACAGCAAAUGUGUACUGUGGACUUGGGAGAACCACUGCAUUCCUUGAUCAUCACAGGAGGCAGCAUACAUCCACUGGAGAUGGAGAUGUUAAGUCUGUUUUCCAUACCAAAAAAUAGCUUAGAAUCUCAAAGCAUUGAUGGACUCGGAACAUAGACAUUUUCUAUUGUCUGAUGUAAAUUUCAGCCAUGUAUGGAUUGAUAUGGUUUGAAUUUUAAUCCCCAUAAUCUCCAGGUGUUGUGGGAGGUAAUUGAAUCAUGUGGGCAGUUUCCCCCAUGCUGUUCUCAUUAUAGUGAGUUCUCAUGAGAUCUCAUGGUUUUAUAAGCAUCUGGCAUUUCCCCUACAGACUCUCAUUCUCACUCUUUCCUCCCUGUGAAGAGGUGCCUGUUGCCAUGAUUGUAAGUUUCCUGAGGCCUUCCCAGCCAUGUGAAACUGUGAGUCAAUCAAACCUCUUUUAUAAUUACCCAGUCUUAGGUGUUUCUUCUUAGCAGCAUGAGAAUGGACUGAUACAUGAUGCAUGCAUGCUUGUGUAACAGAUCUUUGGCUUGUCUAAUAAGUAUAAAACAAAUGACCAAAAAGAAGCUGACUCAACAAUGCUUUGUUUCCUGUGGCAGUGAGUUUUUUCCCUAUGAUAUCAUCAGUUGUUGCUACUAUUCUGGCAACUUUUCUGGAUGUACACAUGUAUAGCAGACCAGGCUGGAAAGCUUGUGGAUAGACAUCCAUUGACAGAAUCAUUUAAGAACAGUUUUUAUUUAAGAAACCAAUUUAUACAAGGUGGUUGUUAACAGAAUAUAACUUAGAGGUAACUGGAAUUUGAAUCACUUGAAUCUCAGUUUUAAACGGUAAAAAAAUAUUAUGAGUGCCAACAAAAGCAAAUAAAAGAUUAGUAAAUGUUCA